Messenger RNA from Trematomus bernacchii (emerald rockcod), 1450 nucleotides. RefSeq names its product vitamin K-dependent protein C-like. Bases 1 to 831 code for a protein of 276 amino acids. The record is from RefSeq and is a predicted model, not a curated record. Gene Ontology annotation, molecular function: serine-type endopeptidase activity. Gene Ontology annotation, biological process: proteolysis. NCBI's taxonomy places the organism in Eukaryota, Metazoa, Chordata, Actinopteri, Perciformes, Nototheniidae. The transcript is spliced from 5 exons.
AUGAGACGGAGACGGAGGGGGGGGAGGGGGGGGGUGACGCCUCGUAUCGUGGGGGGGGUUCUGGAGAAACUGGGAGGCAGUCCCUGGCAGGUGCUGCUCCGCAGGGCCGAUGGUUACGGCUUCUGUGGAGGGACGCUAGUCUCUGACCGCUGGGUGGUCUCUGCUGCACACUGCCUGGAGGAGAGCGUGGACCACGUCACCAUAGGGGACUAUGAUAAGAGGCGUCCGGACCCCAUGGAGCAGCAGUUGAAGGUCCAGAAGGUUUUCGUCCAUCCUCACUUCCACUCGUUCACCUUCGACAGUGACAUCGCUCUGUUGUUCCUCUCAGGCCCCGUGAGGAGGGGCCCCACGGCGGCCCCGGCCUGCCUGCCGGACCCCCACCUGUCCAGGUACCUGCUGCAGGAGGACUCUCGAGGCGUGGUCUCAGGUUGGGGUCUGACUCGUCACAUGGGCCGCUCCUCACGCUUCCUGAGGAAGGUGACGCUGCCCGUCAUUGGACAGCAGACCUGCAGCAGCUCGACCAAUCAGGUGAUCACAGACAACAUGUUCUGCGCAGGCUUCCUGGACGUGGCGAUGGACGCCUGCGGGGGGGACAGCGGGGGACCCUUCGUUCAGAACCACAGGGGGACCUGGUUCCUGACGGGGGUCGUCAGCUGGGGCGAGGGCUGCGCCGCCAAAGGGAGGUUUGGGGUCUACAGCCGCAUCGGGAACUUCCUCAACUGGAUCAGAGACACCAUGCAGAGACAGGACCUCAGCCAGGACCAGGGCCUCAGCCAGAACCAGGACCUUAGCCAGGACCAGGACCAGGACCUCAGCCAGGACCAGGACUAAUGGACCAGAACCAGGACUAACGGACCAGAACCAGGACCUCAGCCAGGACCAGGACUAACGGACCAGGACCAGAACCAGGACCAGGACUAACGGACCAGAACCAGGACCUCAGCCAGGACCUCAGCCAGGACCAGGACCUCAGCCAGGACCAGGACUAACGGACCAGGACUAACGGACCAGGACUAACGGACCAAAACCAGGACUAACGGACCAGGACUAACGGACCAGAACCAGGUCUACUGACGGACCAGACGAUGAUGGAUGUUUCAAACGAUGGACAUCAGGAGGUCAUUGGUUGAGCUGCAGAUUCUUUCCUUUGGACUCUAAACUCAUAAAUAAACAUGUUCUGAUCGAUGGUCCACAGAUCUGACUCCUCACAGACCGGCUGAUGGUUCAUUAUAAACAUGUUAUUAAUGAUGAUUGUGUCCGACUGCACGGUCUCUACUGACUCCCUGAUGCGUAUUACAGCUGUUUGAAAGAUUGUUGUAUAUUAAUGUCUUUAACAUGAUGGACACAGAGAGACUGAGACGUGUGCAGAAGUUUUAUUUCAUACCAACAGGAGUAAAGUAAGAGUGAAGAUACACAGCAGCGCUCAGAUAAUAAAGUAUAUAAAAAAUAU